AUGAGCAAUGGGGGUUCUCCCGAUCGGAACAGUCUGCACACCGUUGGUAGAAAUGUGGUGCUGCGGGUUCGACGCGUAGGAAAAGGAAAACAGUCCGUGUCGGCGGAUGAACACAGCUCUGCAGGACACGAAGAAUCUGAACAGCCCUCUGAAGUCUCAGAAUUCUUGCCUAAUAGUCUUUUGCUGAUUUUAGGACAAACGAACAGCAGUUUAAGCGCGGGCGGUGCGUUUCAACCUAUCCGCGAGAUGCAGCGGACGUUGUCCGCUCACGCUGACGUGGACUUACAAGUGAGCAUUACUGACGACGAGGCGGCCCCGACGCACAAGUCCCUGAAGCUGUUUCCGCUACGCCAGUACGCAACCGAUAUACGAUGUGAGGGACAGCCGGAAUCAGUUGAGCCUGCGCAGGUAACCGGUGUACAGUGGACAAGGUCAGAGCGAGCUCGGAUGAAACGUUCGCCGUCGGGUUGUGCGUCCUCAACAGAGACUGGUGCUCCCGCGAGCAAGCCUCUGGAAGUCGAGGCAGAGCGAUCCCUGGAGCAUACUGUGGAUGCAAUCGGCGCUACGAGAAGCUGGAAUUGGCAGGAGCAGCGCUUUUACCGACUGCGAAAUCCGCGGCUCCUCCUCGAUCUUGUGGGUCAACCGCUGUUUGUGGAUAUUCAGUUGCCGCCCAGUGGUGCGAGCUAUGGUCAGGUGCGCAGGCGUGUCCAGUUUGCGGAUGAUGAUUAUGACUAUUAUGUCUCAUGCGAUUUGCUUUCUUCUGUGCAGACGGACUCUGCGGAUCUGGAUCAUUCAGAUGCCUCGGACUCGGAAAUCGUCAUCAUGGUAGACGAGCCUGUUUCGACCGCAAAUGCAGGUCAAUCAGCGUCGUACGGGCAUUCCCAUGAGCAGUCGAGCGUUGAAACCCAGACCCAUCGGAGCGCUUCGGUAGCGCCGUGGUCUUUGCUCCGCUCCAGGAUUCGGCGGGCGUCUUCGGAAUGCGGCGAAACAGUUGUUACUCAGGAUGCGGAUGCGGAUAAAUGCGAGACAUCGACACAAACUUCGGAAGGCUCUAACACGGACUGGUGGGAAGAUUUCGAAUACAGGGGCGAGCCGUACCAGGCAGAUGAUCUUCAGCCUGUUAACGGGAUAUCGAGGGACGCUGCGUACGCACCAGGGCAAGGUCUCGCGACAUCGACCUCCACGAGCCCGUCUAUAAUUGCCGCUGCUGUGACGCACUCACUGCGGGCAUGGGCUGCAUAUGGCUCUGACUGCCACGAUUCCGAAGAGCACUCGCCGUGUAGCUCGCCCGCGUGGUCGCCCGACAUUGAUAACUAA
Messenger RNA from Cyanidioschyzon merolae strain 10D, 1317 nucleotides. RefSeq lists its product as hypothetical. NCBI's taxonomy places the organism in Eukaryota, Rhodophyta, Bangiophyceae, Cyanidiales, Cyanidiaceae. The record is from RefSeq and is a predicted model, not a curated record. The transcript has a single exon. The coding region runs from base 1 to 1317 and encodes 438 amino acids.